AGGUCUUUCUUCAUUCAAACUAAAGCAAGAAGGACAGUUUACAGAGAGGUUCCCAUGUCGGAUAACCCCAUUAACUUGAAUCAUGUCGUGAGACCUGAAGGACGCGUGCACAUAGAGAUCAUAUAUCCUAGGGAUCACUUUUUCGACACGCCACAAAGACGUAAAGGCCAUAAAGAAAGACAAUUCAAGAUGCCGGAACCUAGAGGUAUCGCACCAGGACAGAACCCAGUUCGAUAUCAUUACAAGACAGAUUUCUCAAAAGUAAAAGACUCUGUAAAGGCUGGUGUUUCUGUUGAAGAGGUUGUGAAUGGGAAUUAAGAGACACAUAUUAAUGGGGAAUAAUUGGUAAAACGUUGGUUGUUCUGAUUGGAUCAUUCAUAAACAUUUAUCAUAUAGAAUGAACAUUUAUGAUAUUAUCUCAAAAUGGACUGUUUCAAGAGGCAAGAAGCAUUGUCGGUUCAAACAGGGUGUUAGUAUGUUAAGCCAUUAUAAAAGUUUCGAUCAAGCUGAAUUAUAAAUGUAAGAAGAGAAAAAUAUUCAGACAGUGUACCAAGUAGUAUAUUUAUCAACAACUUUUAACGUAGAG
Owenia fusiformis is the source of this 586-nucleotide messenger RNA. The record is from the annotation of a GenBank genome assembly. NCBI's taxonomy places the organism in Eukaryota, Metazoa, Annelida, Polychaeta, Sabellida, Oweniidae.